Molecule: messenger RNA, 1755 nt
Organism: Jaculus jaculus (lesser Egyptian jerboa)
Lineage: Eukaryota; Metazoa; Chordata; Mammalia; Rodentia; Dipodidae
Gene: Garin4
Product: family with sequence similarity 71 member A
Exons: 1
Coding region: 1-1755 (584 amino acids)
Cellular component (GO): nucleus
Source: RefSeq, a predicted model, not a curated record
AUGACCAUGAAAAGUGAGUUUCUGUUACCAUAUUACACAGCCAAGAACGGGUCUGGAAUGAGCAUGUUCAACACGGCCAUGGGCAAGCUACAGCGGCAGCUGUACAAGGGAGAGUAUGACAUUUUCAAGUAUGCCCCGAUCUUUGAGAGUGACUUCAUCCAGAUCACCAAAAGGGGAGAAGUGAUCGACGUGCACAACCGUGUCCGAAUGGUGACCGUGGGUGUCGCGUGCACCAGCCCCGUCCUCCCACUCCCUGAUGUCAUGUUGCUGGCCCACCCCGCCCCGGGCUGCGAAGAGCUCACUAGACGUGGCCAGGCCACCAAGGGCAAAAGCCACAAGGCUGCCAAGACCUUGGAGCUGACCAGGCUCCUACCCUUGAAGUUCGUAAGAAUCUCUGUCCACAAUCACGGACAACAGCAGCUGCGUCUAAAGUUUGCCACAGGCCGCUCUUGCUACCUGCAGCUGUGUCCCCCCGCGGAGGCCCGGGAAGAUCUUUUUGCCUAUUGGGAAAGACUGAUCUACCUCCUGCGACCACCGGUGGAGAGUACCAGCAGCACCUAUGCCAUCCCGGCGGAGGACACCAUGUGCAUGCCCGUGCUGGAUGAGGACCGGAUGAGCCUGGCCCUGACGGAUCCCCAAGGAAGAGAGGAUUCAGACCAGGUCAGUGUCAAGAGCUUCCACCUGGACGCUGACGUGAACAGGGUCGGCUCUGCUGCCUUCACGGGUGGGGAGGAAAUCCCGCAUGGCACCCACAAGUCCACUGCCAGUGUAUCCGUGCCCAUAACAAAAUCUGCAGAGCUUGCCAAAAAUGUAGCAGCAGGGACAACAGUAGAAGCAACAGCGACGGGUGGCGUAGCAGGCGCUCUAAGUGUGACUGUCACCAAGUCUGCAGACUCCGGAGAGGUCAGUGCAGCUAUAGCAGGCGCAGCCGCCACGGGUGCCGCAGGAGGCCGGGGCCGCGUGGCCAUCGCAGGCACCGGCAAGAUGUCCCCACAGGGUACGAAUAUCACCUUGGCAGGUGCUGCAAGCAAGUCCAAGGAGUAUGUUUCUCACACAGCCACCAGCCUGUCCUCAGAAGAUAACACAAAGGCAGCCAUAGCAAGAGUGGGACCUCUCAGCAAGUCUGCUGGGGAGACUGCUCCGUUCCCAGCGCCUCUCAUGUCAGCCCUGCCCAGCGCAAGCUUCCUAGGAGGGGAGGCUGAGCAGCAGACGAGGUCUCGGGGCAGUUCUAGAGCCCAUAAGGACAAGAGGGAGCGGAGAGAGAAGGACAGAGCUGUUGGCAGGAGUUCCUACCAUGCCAGGGCAGGGGAAGGGCACCGUAAGAGAGGAAGGGAAAAGAUGGGCCGGAAAUCCCCAAGCCGCAGAGACACUGGAAACGUUAAGAACAAAGGCAGCCCCCGGGACAGCAGGCGCAGCAGCUCCCACAAAGGCGCUGGUCACAUCCCCAUUGCCAAGGAGCCGUGGAGUGCUUACAAGUGGGGCAGGAGUUUCGCCAAUGCCAGCUCAAGUUCUACAAGCAAGAGACUGGGCAGGAUCAGCUCCUUCCUGCGGAACAUCAGAGCCAACCUUGUUGCUAAAGGCCUGGCCUCCCAGCGCAUCAGGGACAUGGACAUCAUGGCGAAGACAGUGGAGACCACCAACAUGGAGGCCAUCGUGGAGACAGCAGAGAGUGGCCAGGGCCUGGAGAUCGUUGGUUCUGUGACAUCCGAGGUCAUGGAGACUAUGACCUUUGAUGCUCAUGAAAGUCAAACCUAG